Molecule: messenger RNA, 2441 nt
Organism: Hypomesus transpacificus
Lineage: Eukaryota; Metazoa; Chordata; Actinopteri; Osmeriformes; Osmeridae
Gene: pspc1
Product: paraspeckle component 1
Exons: 9
Coding region: 184-1761 (525 amino acids)
Biological process (GO): regulation of DNA-templated transcription
Cellular component (GO): nucleus
Molecular function (GO): RNA binding
Source: RefSeq, a predicted model, not a curated record
UGUAGCAGACAUCGUCUGGCUGUAGCCACCUUUACUGUCGCCAUUUUAUUUUUUGGCUAACAUAAGCAACCAGAGCGUAGACGACAUAAAUAAUAUCUAAAAGUGGAAGGCUGUGGAGCAACUACUUAAACCAAUUAAAAGUUAAUAGGCACUGUUUUGUCAAGGUCUAAUUCGGCACUCAGAAUGGCCAACCGAAAUCUGAAACAAGUCAACAUUCAGAACAAUGCACCGUCGCCAAAACCAAGUCAGCAUCAGACAAAGCGCAACACCAGUUCACCGGCCGGGGAACGAGGGCCGAAUGCAGCUGAGGGGCCAACUCCGCCGCCACAGCCAGUAACAGCCACUAGCCCCGCGGCAGAUGGCGAUGAGGGUCAUGGUGGUGAACCGAUGGAGAUGACUCUGGAUCUGAAAAGUUUUCGGAGACCUGGAGAGAAAACCUUUACGCAGCGCUGUCGGCUUUUCGUCGGUAAUCUCCCGACAGAUCUAACGGAAGAUGAGUUUAUAAAGCUGUUUGCCAAGUAUGGAGAGGCUAACGAGGUGUUUAUUAACCGAGACAGAGGAUUUGGAUUCAUUCGACUGGAAACUAGGACGCUAGCGGAGAUAGCUAAAGCCGAGCUGGAUGGCACUGUGGUCAGGAACCGGCCCAUCCGCAUCCGUUUCUCCACUCACGGUUCUGCUCUCACAGUGCGAAACCUGGCCCCAAUGGUCUCCAAUGAGCUGUUGGAACAGGCGUUCUCUCAGUUCGGGCCAGUGGAGCGGGCUGUGGUGGUGGUGGACGACCGGGGCCGGCCCACGGGUAAGGGCUUUGUAGAGUUUGCCAACAAACCAGCUGCGCGGAAAGCCUUGGAGCGCUGCACAGACGGAGCCCUGCUUCUCACAACGACCCCUCGCCCCGCUGUGGUGGAACCCACAGAGCAGCUGGAUGAGGAGGAUGGUCUUCCUGAGAAGCUGCUACAGAAAUCAGCCCAGUACCACAAGGAGAGGGAGCAGUCUCCUAGGUUUGCUCAGCCAGGAACAUUUGAGUUUGAGUACUCGUCCCGGUGGAAGGCCCUGGACGACAUGGAGAGGCAGCAGCGGGAGCAGGUGGACAGGAACAUCCGCGAGGCCAAGGAGAAGCUGGAGGCAGAGAUGGAGGCUGCCAAGCAUGAGCACCAGCUUAUGAUGAUGAGACAAGAUCUGAUGAGAAGACAGGAAGAGCUGAGACGCCUAGAAGAGUUACGCAAUCAGGAACUGCAGAAACGCAAGCAGAUUGAGAUGAGGCACGAGGAGGAGAGGCGGAGACGAGAGGAAGACAUGCUGCGACACAGAGAUCAGGAGGAGAUAAGACGCCAGCCGGACGGCUUUAAACCUAACUUCCUGGAUGGCAGAGAACAGGAUAUGAGAAUGGGUGAACUGGGCCCUCGUGGAGGCAUUAAUAUGGGAGAUGGGUUUAACCCUGCCUCUGUUGCCGGGGCUGGUAACCAAGGGCCCCCUCAAAUGAUGGGCAUGGGCAUGAAUGCAAGGGGCGGAGCCAUGGGCCCAGAGGGAACUCCAAACAUGGGUGCGCCAUUGAUGCCAGAGAAUGGAGCUAUGCGCAAUGAGCGCUUCUCCCAGGGAGGCCCCGGUCAGAUGGCGUCGUCCCUUGGGAGUCGUGAAGGGGAAGACUCCCCCCAACAGCAGGGCCUGGGGGCCGGGCCACAGCCCAGUGGAGGAGGGUUCGAGAGGGGAAAUCCUGUGGCGGGAGUCUUUGAUGGUCCCAACAAUAAACGCCGCAGAUAUUGAUACUGUUUGUUACUGUUAUUGUUACCAAGUUUUUUGAAAAAACAGCUUUGAGGAUUUUAUUUGAGUUUGAACUAAUUUACAAAAGCACGACUUGAGCUAAAGAUUACUUUCCUGCGCUGACAGUCAAGCUUAUAUUAUUCAUUAUGAAUGUAUUUUUUGUUUUUUUAUUUGCACUCGUCAUGUGUGCCUAAUAUUGACCAAGAACUUACCUAGAUGGCAUGUUCCAGGUCCACUGUUGAUUUACAAAAAAAACUGCCAUCCUUCAAAUUUCUGCAAUUCAACUCUUGUAUUGACAUGCUGUUGAUAGCUUCAACCUAAAGGACAAGGUCCUACAAAAGUAAAACUGGCAGAUACAACAGCACAGUAAACUAUUAUUGUCUACCAUCUUUUCUUGCUGUUGCACAAUAUGCAUGUGCUUUAAUGAGUUAUUCAAAUAUCUAUGUUAUGGGAAGUUUACUCAUUGCUAAUAAGUUGGAAUCACAAACUAAGAAAUUGUUGUUUCUAGAAGUCUUUUGUCUUUUUCCCUUGUGGUAAUUUUGAAGAGGACUCAUUUAUAUUUAUAAAUGACUAUUUACAUCUGAAGCAGCUGUUUAGGUCAAUCCUUACAUCCAUGUCUCAGAUACCGUAUUUGAUCCUGUAGUAAUUGGUUUGUUUACUGAAAUAAAAAUUAAUGAAAUGUA